Desarmillaria tabescens is the source of this 2035-nucleotide messenger RNA. RefSeq lists its product as uncharacterized. The record is from RefSeq and is a predicted model, not a curated record. The coding region runs from base 60 to 1925 and encodes 621 amino acids. The transcript has 7 exons. Lineage: Eukaryota; Fungi; Basidiomycota; Agaricomycetes; Agaricales; Physalacriaceae.
CCUUCUCCGUGUCCGUCAUUGGCCAUUGCCUCUGCGGCACAUUGCUUAGGCAAAUUGCUAUGCCCUCACUGGUCUACUCGUCCAGAAUAAAGGCUGUGGACGACCAUACGAGCGUAGUUCUCCUUUCAAAGCACUGUCUCGUACUAGGAGAGCCUUCUGAUAUCGUGUACAUCGUGAAACAGGCGCACAUCCCAGAUAAUGUCGACAUUCUCUUGGCCUCGAGUCUUACGUUCACGAUAUCAGGUCUCUUGGACAAGAAAAAAGUAUCCGCAGACUGCAUCCAACGCUCUCACUUGGCUCGCCAUAUCGUGGAAUAUCUCAAGAAUAAUGCGGCAGUGCUUGGCCUAAGCACCAUUUCCGACGUGUAUCGGGGCGACAAUGAUGACGUGCCGACCUUUACAGUGCAUUCAUCUCGUUAUAUGCCGUCAAGCUCAGAGAUAAAGUCAACACACCUGACGCUCACUGCGAUUCAUCUGCGAUAUGAAUGGAGGAAUAACACCACUCUGGAUUCUUCCAGCCAACUCCAUCCAUUUUCUACAAAUCUGCCGCUGCCGUUCUUGACUCUGCUGGAUAACCUUAUUGGUCGGUUCGCGACAUGGCAUCUCGUAAAGCGUUAUCCUCUCAUAUUUGGAACUUGGUUCAAGCAACUAGAUAUUGAAGCAUUGUUCUUCCCGAAAAUAUUUCGAAUGCUGCUAGACAUGAUGAAAAGGUCUCCCAACCCAGAAUUCCGCUCGACUUGCAAGCGUCUCCUCAAAAGCAUCAGGCGAAAACAACUAUCAAAAAUCUCAUCGUCUAAUGCUUCCUUGUCCAAGCUACUGCCAGAAGUUGGUCGAGAUCUCGAUACUUUCAAGGACUGCGAAAAGGAACUUGAGUUUAAUGUUGAAGAUGCGUUCUGCCUCGCCAUGGACCACUGUUAUCGCCGUGUUAUCAGGCGUCCCGCGUUCAAGAGCGUAAAUCGCUUGUUCGCUGCGUCAGCUGAUGCAGGAGACGAUGACGAACUUGCUUUGGACCAGGUGCCUCUGCUGCAGACAGCAUUGGAGUCUCUUCGCGGACUAGAUAUCUUGUCAAACUUUCACAUGCCGACUACCUUUGUACCGUUGGAUCCGGACCAUACCGUUUCGGUUCACUUCUCGGACGAUGGCUCUUCUGAUGCCGCUCUCGUGGAUAUAGACCUAGAGGGACACGAUUCGAACGUUGACCUUGAUAGCCAGAGCGAUGAUAACCUUGUGGACUCCGACUUUUCGUUCGAAGAAGAGCUGAGCAGUCCCGCUACAUCCAGUAGACCUAUACUUCAUCAGGCCGAGGCUUGUUAUACGAUCGAAGACAUGAUGCGCUCGGCCUCACCCUACGAACAGGAAAAUCUUUCAUCACUUUGGCACUCCGAUAUUGAACCUCCUGACGCAGUCAGACACUACUCGUUUUGUCUGUCUACGGGUCUUGAACACCUUAUGGAUAUGGAUUCCGAUACUGACGAAAGCGGCUUUGACAGUCUGAGCCCAGUAUCUCAGGACGAUGCUUCUCUCUUUGACACUCGCGUUCCAUCACAUUCUGGAUUUGAGCUGGCCAAACCCAACUUUGUACCCCCGAUUUCUCCCGCUCAAGAACCGUUGCACCUCGAGGACCUUGACUGUCUCAUGUUCUUUGAUAAGUACGACCUUGACCCAUCGGCUGACGACAGCGUUGCCAUUACCUUCGACACCGACGUCGGUAUAUCUUUAGAUCUAGAUACAGAUGAUCACGCUCCGUCCCAUUGUUCCACCGCGCAUGUGGACUCUGAUGAAGAAGUACUCGUGGACGAUUGCGAGGAUAUGGUCAUCGACCAUAUUGACUGUCAGUUAGAGGAUUCUUCCGAAGACGAGGUCGCGAUGGUCGAGAUAGUGGGACUUGAAAUGUUCGAGAUCCUGGAUGAUGACUGGGAAAGGUAAAUACGCUGCCUUGCAUUCGGAAGACGGAAACUACCAAACUGUCUGUCGUUCUUUUGGUUGAGGAAUGCUAUUUGUAUCAGUCUCUGUCGUCUAUGGACACGGUUGUUGUA